This is a messenger RNA of Alosa alosa (allis shad), 4142 nucleotides long. Its product is annotated as tudor domain-containing protein 7B-like. Lineage: Eukaryota; Metazoa; Chordata; Actinopteri; Clupeiformes; Clupeidae. The record is from RefSeq and is a predicted model, not a curated record.
GCUUCACUGAGUUGCGGGGAGAGAGACGGGCUGCGCCGAUAGCAGAUCCGUGUUUGGUCGGACAGAGGGAACGCAGGCUUUCAAUAAGUGAUCCGGAUUGGCCCAUCCACAUCAACAGUGCCGCGCGGCCCGGGUGCGGUUGAGCCAGCAUGGCGGACCUGGAGCCGGUGAAGAGGAUGCUGCGGGCACUGCUGCAGUCCAGCAAGGGCGGCGUGACGCUGGGCCGCCUGCAGGCCGAGUACAAGGAGCUGACGGGCGAACUCAUCCCACACAAGCAGCUGGGCCACGCCACACUGGACGCACUGCUGCUCACCAUGCCCUCCGUGGUCCGCAUGGAGCGCAACCGCAACGGGGAGAUGGUGUGUUAUGCCACGGUGGGCAGUGAGACGGCACACAUUGCCAAGCUGGUGGCACGGCAGCGCACUGCCAAGAAGACCGGCCGCCCACAGCUGGUCAAUUGCCAGAUGAGGGUGAAACCGGCCGCCCCUCUGGUGCUGAAUGCCAAGCCCAGGACAUCGCUACGGCAACCGGAUCACCGCGGGAGACUGGGCCGGGGGGGCGGCCGUCCUGGGGGGGUCGCAGACUCUCGACAGGGGCAUGUGAGAGACGGACAGGCUGAGGGCAGGGGCAACGCCGGGCAAAACAAGGCCCAGAACACGCCCGCCCGGAAGGCCUCCUCUGUCUCCGACAGGCCAGACAAGAGGAUGACCCUUCCCUCCAGGUUUCAGAAGGAGGUCCAUGCCCAUCUCUCCAGGAACCCUCAGCAGAGUAAUGCCCCUGCCAACCUAAACGAGAGUUCCCCACAGGCAAAACUCAAGACGGGCCUGUCGGGGUCCUACAACCCACAGCAGGUGCAGGGCCGCCUGAAAGAGAUCCUGAACAAGUACAGCAAUGGCCUCUGGGUGUCCAAGCUGCCGCAGCUCUACAGGGAGCUGUACAAGCAGGAGCUGCCGGGGGAGGCGCUCAAAGACCUGGAGCAGUGGACACAUGUCUGCACCCUGGAGAAGCCGUGCAGCACCAACCCCGCCGAGCUGCUCCUCUACCCGGCCAAAGACCCCAGCAGCAGCGGGGUCCCUAGCACACCGACCCCUCCAAGGGGCGACUGUCACUCUCCUGGUCCCCAGAAGCUGCCUCCUCCCCGCACACCCACCCCCAGCACCCCCAGCACCCCUAGCACCCCUGCCUCGCCCCCCAGCCCUGCCCCCAGCGGCCCGGGCACGCCGCCCCCCUCCCUGACCCCGGAGCUGCGGCGCAACCUGGGCGAGUUGCUGCUGAGGUACAGCAGUGGGCUGUGGGCCCACGCGCUGCCCAAGCUCUACCAGGACACCUACAAGAGCGCGCUGCCCGAGCACGUGCUCCAGAACCUCGCGCUGCUCGCCGACUUCUGCACCGUCGACUACCCCAUGCCCGACAACCCCAAGCGCGCCAUCCUGUACGUGCGCGCGGCCGAGGACGAGAACUGCAACCAGGGCGCAGCCGGAGGCGAAAUGGAGUCGGAGGUGGGCAAGCGUCCCAGCUGCCAGGCGCAGGUGCCCGCGCUGCAGAUACCGCGUGAGGAGUACCCGUCAGUGCUGGUGGUGGAGGCGGCCUGCACCAACAGCGUCGUGCUCAGGUACAUCGGCGAGGGCUACUCGCAGGCGCAGGAGAAGCUGGAGGAUGAGAUGCGGGAGUUCUACGGCCAGGACAACACCAGGAAGGCCCUGACCAACCCUGUGUCGGGGCAGCUGGCGGCUGUCCGCGCUGAGGAGGAGGAGGAGAUCCUUCGUGCCCAAGUGUGUGAGGUCAUGGCGGAUAAGGUCAAGGUAUAUUAUGUGGAUCAUGGGUUUUCGGAGGUCAUCAGCAAAACCAAGCUCCUGGAGCUGCAUGAGAAGUUCUUCAAACUGCCCUUCCAGGCCACUAAAUGCAAACUGGCUGGACUGGAGCAGUUCAGCCAGGAGGCGUCUGUGCUGAAGAAGUUUGAUUCCAUGGCGAGUGGGAAGAUCCUGCUAGCCGAGAUUCUAGAACGCCAGGAGACACCACUCAUGGUCCUGUACGACACGUCGCAGGAUGAUGAUGUCAACAUCAAUGCAGCGUGCAUGAAGGCCCUGCAGGACAAGUCCCUGGAGAGCCCUCUGCAGGUGAACAGUGCUUACAUGAAUGUGAGUGUAUCGAGUGUGUGUUCGGACGGGACCAUCUACUGCCAGCUGCCCUCCCGAGGCCUGGCUAAGCUCACCGAGGUGCUGGGGAAGACCGAGGCCUACUUCCACUCUCAGGUGACGUCGGAGUUCCUGGUGUCCCGGCCGUUCUGUGGGAAGGGCUGCCUGGCUCGCUACAAAGGCAAAUGGUCUCGAGUGGAGAUCACCAAUCUCCAUGGCAGCAGAGUGCUGGAUAUCCUGUUCAUUGAUUUGGGGGUUCAGGCAUCCGUAGAGGUCAUUGAAUUGAGGGAGUUCCCACCCCCCCACCUGCGUGACCUUAUCGCCAUUCCACCCCAGGUGGUGAAGUGUUGUCUUGCUGAUCUAGCUGUGAGUGUGGGAUCCUGGACCCCAGAUGCUGUGCAGUGGCUUAGAGACACAGUACUGCACUGUAGUGACUGCAGUAUAAAGAUUGCCAAACAGGAGGAGAGCAAGCGUCUGGUGCACGUGCACCUUUUCACCAGCAAGAACUUCCACGACAUGAGUCGCAGCGUCAACCGGCAGCUGGCCGAUUCGGACCUGUGGAAGCACCAGAAGGACGUCUUCCUCAGCAGCCACGCCCCCUCGCUCAAAACCACGCCCACCACCGUGCCCGGCCACACCCACCACUCCGGAAGCCCCACCUCCACCAAUGGGACGCGAGCGCCUCAGCUCCGACGCGCCCAUUCGCUCCCGGGCACCAGGGGGACUCCGCCCACCACUCCUCAGCACACCGCCACACCUGCCCCCCAGGCGCGUCUGCAGAUGCCCCCGCUGCUGGAGUUGCCCCCGGCGGGGCAGAACCUGGAUGUGUAUGUGUCGGUGGCGUGCCACCCGGGCCACUUCGUGCUGCAGUCCUGGCAGGAUAUGUACAAGCUGGUGGUGCUGAUGGGAGAGAUGAUCCUGCACUACAACAAGACCAACGACAAGCCCGUCGCCGUGGAGACGAACCAGGUGUACGCCGCCAAAGUGGAGAACAACUGGCAUCGUGUGCUGGUGAAGGGGAUCCUGACCAAUGGCUUGGUGUCCGUCUACGAACUGGAUUACGGCAAACACGAGCUGGUCAGCUGCACCCAGCUGCGUCCGCUCAUCCAGGAGUUCCGGCAGCUGCCCUUCCAGGGAAUCACUGCCCAGCUAGCAGGUGUGAAGCCUCGGCAGUGGUCGGAGGAGGCGUCCAUCGUGUUCCGGAACCACGUGGAGAAGAAGCCCCUGGUGGCCCAGCUGGAGGCCGUGCAGGAGGCGCCCAACGCCUGGGACCGCAAGGUGACCGUCUACCUAGUGGACACGUCGCAGGAGGAGCACGAUGUCUGGGUGCAUGACAUCAUGGCCGAGUUAGCCGACGAGCUCACCAAGGCCGCCUAACAACAAUCGCUACAACAGCAGCAGCAGCAGCAGCAGCAACAACAGCAGUGUGCACGAGAAGGGGCCGGCCGUUAGCAAGCAAGCAAGCGGUGGGAUAAGUUAGGGACUAGUGAAACUAGUCUCACGCGAGUGUGUCGUGUGCGUGUGUGUGAGCAACGGGUGUGUUUAGGGAUGUUGUCUGGGGUGUCUCUGUCCUCUUAUCCAACCCCUGGCGGUUUACAGUAAAAGGGCUUGCAGCAGGUUGAGGUAGUGUAAAAGCACGAUGAAAGACAGGUGGAGUACGUCUUGAUAUGCUGUAGGAUUUAACAAGUGCUGAGCAUGUUCUAAUCAUCACUUGUGAUGUGAUAAACAAAGUCAUAAGGUCUGUUUUGGCGAGCCAGAAGGGCUGACUUGUUUAAUGACACGUUCUUUUAGAGAGUUGAAUUAUGAUUUUGUUUGCUCAGUCAAAUGCUAACGUUAGCUCAACCUGUGAAGAAGGUCGCACUUUGGUACAGUGUGUUUCUAGUAGGCCUACUGGCAAACAACUGACUGGAAAGUCAAGCUUGAAAUUCAGGUGAAGUACGUUGACUCCAGCCCUGGUUGUGUGUGUGUGUGUGUGUGUGUGUGUGUGUGUGUGUGUGUGUGUGUGUG